This is a messenger RNA of Bombina bombina (fire-bellied toad), 1787 nucleotides long. RefSeq names its product ALG11 alpha-1,2-mannosyltransferase (gene ALG11). The record is from RefSeq and is a predicted model, not a curated record. Bases 69 to 1535 code for a protein of 488 amino acids. Gene Ontology annotation, biological process: protein N-linked glycosylation. The transcript is spliced from 4 exons. Lineage: Eukaryota; Metazoa; Chordata; Amphibia; Anura; Bombinatoridae. Gene Ontology annotation, molecular function: GDP-Man:Man(3)GlcNAc(2)-PP-Dol alpha-1,2-mannosyltransferase activity. Gene Ontology annotation, cellular component: endoplasmic reticulum membrane.
GGAAGGUGACGCUGUAGCCAGGUUGACAAUAGUGACGUGUUAAUGUGUCUGCUGAGCCUCUGUCAGCAAUGGCGGGUGUGUUGUGUAUGUGUGGGUUGCUGAGACUUCUGACAUCCUUGUUCAUUCCUGGGCUUUUCAUUAGUGUUGUUCUUUGCCUCUUUUUGGUUAUACUGUUUGUUUGUGUCCGGGUUUGGAUAAAGCAAAAGAAGAAGCAGGCUGUGCAGUUAGACAAGGAUGGCAAGCAACACAAAGUAGUGGCUUUUUUUCACCCAUACUGCAAUGCAGGUGGAGGAGGAGAGCGAGUUCUUUGGUGUGCUCUGAGAGCCCUACAGAAACGGUACAAAGAUGCAAUCUACAUUGUAUACACUGGAGAUAAAGAUGUCACUGGGGAACAGAUUCUUAAUGGAGCUGCUGGAAGAUUUAACAUCAAGUUAUCUCAUCCUGUGAAGUUCAUAUUUUUGGAAAGACGAUGUUUUGUAGAAGCUAGUCUCUACCCUCAUUUUACCUUGCUAGGCCAGAGCCUUGGUUCUAUUAUUUUAGGGUGGGAGGCUCUCGUGAAGUGUGUGCCAGAUAUUUACAUUGACUCAAUGGGAUAUGCAUUUACGCUUCCUCUCUUCAAGUACGUGGGAGGCUGCAAAGUGGGUUGUUAUGUCCACUAUCCAACAAUUAGCACAGAUAUGCUCUCUGUGGUUCGUAGCCAGCAUGCUAGAUUUAACAAUGCUGCUUUUAUCUCUAACAAUCCUGUGCUAAGCCGACUUAAAUUGAUCUAUUACUACUUGUUUGCUGCUUUGUAUGGAAGGGUUGGUUCGUGUAGUGACAUCAUUAUGGUUAAUUCUUCAUGGACAUUUAAUCACAUUCUUGUUUUAUGGAAAUGUGGUGACCGCACCAGCAUAGUCUAUCCACCCUGUGAUGUCCAGACAUUUUUGGAUCUAAAUCUAAAUCAAGAAGAUGGAAGGGUGACUUAUACAAUUGUAUCAGUUGGACAGUUCCGUCCAGAAAAGGACCACCCACUUCAGAUUCGAGCUUUCUGUGCUUUAUUGGCAAAGAAGAGCCCUGAACAAAAAUCAAAGUUGAAACUCAUUCUCAUUGGUGGAUGUCGUAACAAAGAAGAUGAACUUCGUGUGGCAGAGUUGAAAAAGCUUAGCUCAGAGCUUGCUGUUCCUGUUGACUUUAAAGUUAACAUUUCUUUUGAAGAGUUAAAAAGACAUCUAAAUGAUGCCACAAUAGGACUGCACACUAUGUGGAACGAACACUUUGGAAUUGGAGUAGUUGAAUGCAUGGCAGCUGGAACAAUAAUCCUAGCUCACAACUCAGGAGGCCCCAAGCUGGACAUAGUGGUUCCUUAUGAAGGACAUGAAACUGGAUUUCUGGCAGAUAAUGAAGACACCUAUGCCUCUGCCAUGGAACACAUCCUCUCUCUGUCACCAGAAAAGAGGCUGCUUAUCAGGCAAAAUGCACGACAUUCUGUCGUCAGAUUUUCAGAUCAAGAGUUUGAAGCAAAUUUCCUUUCUGCUACAGAACAGCUGUUUAAAUGAUUACAUUUGGUCUUAUUUAUGUUGGGGGAAGGGUCUCGGGCAGGCAUGUCAAAUAUUUUUGUAUUGUACUUGAUAUUUUUAUUUUGUAUAUACUGUUAUAUUGUAAAUACAAAAUGUAAUAUAUAGGAAACCAUUAAAUGUUGCUGCAUCUAAACAUAAAUGCUGUAUCAGUUAAAAUAUUUUAUUAGAUCCUUUUUUAUGUUUUACUUGUGUUUUGCCAUCUAGAUAAAUGAAAAUAUUUUAAAUUUCAAA